This is a messenger RNA of Williopsis jadinii, 579 nucleotides long. RefSeq names its product Nem1-Spo7 phosphatase catalytic subunit NEM1 (gene NEM1). Gene Ontology annotation, molecular function: protein serine/threonine phosphatase activity. The annotation marks the transcript as partial. Lineage: Eukaryota; Fungi; Ascomycota; Saccharomycetes; Phaffomycetales; Wickerhamomycetaceae. The transcript has a single exon. The record is from RefSeq and is a predicted model, not a curated record.
UUCCCUAAGACUGUGUUCCCACAGGCACUGGUGAAUUCGAAUGCCCGCAAGACGCUGGUUUUGGACCUGGAUGAAACGCUGGUGCACUCCCUGUCCCGUGGAGCCAGAAUGUCCAAUGGACAUAUGAUCGAGAUCAAGCUGAACGAUAACGUUGCAACGCUCUACUCGGUACACAAGCGUCCCUACUGCGACCAUUUCCUCAAGCAGGUGUCCAAAUGGUUCAACUUGGUGAUAUUCACCGCGAGCGUGAAGGAGUAUGCUGAUCCGGUCAUUGACUGGCUGGAAUCAGAGAGGAAGUACUUCACACACCGAUUCUAUAGAAACCACUGUACACUGAGAGAAGGCCAAGGUUAUAUAAAGGAUCUGACAUCGGUGGACAAGAACCUGAAUCACGUGAUCAUUGUGGAUAACUCUCCAAUCAGCUACGCAUGGCAUGAGAGUAACGCAGUUACAGUGGAAGGCUGGAUCAACGAUGCUACAGAUACAGACCUGUUGAACUUGAUACCCUUGUUGAGGGCCAUGAGAUAUACAACAGACGUUAGAACAGUACUGGCUCUUAAAAAUGGUGAAGUUGCAUUC